Apus apus (common swift) is the source of this 1288-nucleotide messenger RNA. RefSeq names its product 8-oxoguanine DNA glycosylase (gene OGG1). The record is from RefSeq and is a predicted model, not a curated record. Bases 19 to 1200 code for a protein of 393 amino acids. The transcript has 7 exons. Gene Ontology annotation, biological process: base-excision repair, AP site formation; nucleotide-excision repair; base-excision repair. Gene Ontology annotation, cellular component: nucleus. Gene Ontology annotation, molecular function: damaged DNA binding; 8-oxo-7,8-dihydroguanine DNA N-glycosylase activity. NCBI's taxonomy places the organism in Eukaryota, Metazoa, Chordata, Aves, Apodiformes, Apodidae.
GCCCGCUGGAGGGAAACCAUGGUGAGGGGGGAUGGGGGGCGGGCAGUCUCUGACCCACCGCCUCCGAAGAGCAGGGGGUGCAGCCGGCCCGCCCUGCACCCCAUGAAGCUGCGGGACACCCCCUCGUCCUGCCCGGCUCUGUGGCGGUCCCUGCCCUGCCCGCCGGCCGAGCUGCGCCUGGACCUGGUGCUGUCGUCGGGACAGACCUUUCGGUGGUGGGAGAGCAGCCCGGGGGCCUGGACGGGCGUGCUGGGGGAGCGUGUCUGGACGCUGCGGCAGGAGCGGGACCGGCUCUGGUACACGGUGUAUGGUGAGGAAGAGGAGGAUGGGAGUCCCGCCCGGGUGGCACAGCCGGACGGUGCUGAGACAGACCGGAUCCUGCGUGACUACUUCCAGCUGGACGUGGGGCUGCCAGCCCUGUACCAGGCCUGGGGGGCAGCCGACCCCCUCUUUCGCAAGGUGGCCAAAGACUUCCCAGGUGAGGACACCACAGGGGACGGCUGCAGCUCCAGCCUGGCCUCCCCUCACCACAUCCCGCUGUCAGGGGUGCGGGUGCUGCGGCAGGACCCCGUCGAGUGCCUCCUCUCCUUCAUCUGCACCUCCAACAACCACAUCUCCCGCAUCACCGCCAUGAUCGAGCGCCUCUGCUGCGCCUUCGGCCGCCGCCUCUGCCGGCUGGACGCCCGGCCCCUUCACGCCUUCCCUUCCCUCUCAGCGCUCACAGGAGCUGACGCCGAGCCCCGGCUGCGGGCGCUGGGCUUCGGCUACCGGGCCCGGUUUGUCAGCGGCAGCGCGCGGGCCCUGGCCGGGGGGCUGGGUGCCGAGGGGCUGCGCCGGCUGCGCGCGGCGCCCUACGCCGAGGCCAGGCGGGUGCUGUGCGCCCUGCCCGGGGUGGGCGCCAAGGUGGCCGACUGCGUCUGUCUGAUGGCGCUGGACAAGGCGGAGGCGGUGCCCGUGGACACCCACGUCUGGCGCAUUGCGCGGCAGCGCUACGGGGCGGCGCUGGGGGGCAGGAGCCUGACCCCCCGGGCCCACCAGGAGAUCGGUGACUUCUUCCGCGGGCUGUGGGGGCCCCGCGCUGGCUGGGCACAGGCGGUCCUCUUCUGUGCUGACCUCCGCAAGGGCCAGGAGCCAGCCGGCAGCCGGGAGGGGGCCCGGAGGGGCCGAGGCCGGGACAGCUGUGGGGAUGGUCUCCCCUAGGGACACCCCACGAGGGACAGAGCCCCUGGGGAGCAGACUGGGACGGGGGGGGUGUCACAGCCAGCUUGGGACACAGGUGUGAACUGCU